This is a messenger RNA of Anoplopoma fimbria (sablefish), 1566 nucleotides long. Its product is annotated as leucine-rich repeat-containing protein 27-like. Gene Ontology annotation, molecular function: protein binding. Lineage: Eukaryota; Metazoa; Chordata; Actinopteri; Perciformes; Anoplopomatidae. The coding region runs from base 1 to 1566 and encodes 521 amino acids. The transcript has 12 exons. The record is from RefSeq and is a predicted model, not a curated record.
AUGGGCUCGGCCAGCCAGAGCACCAGUUUCCCUUUAGAAAACCUCUCAUUUUGCUGCAGCAAGGGUCUGACAGUGUGCCCCACUCAGUCCUGGUGCUGGUUCUCCCUGUCCCUCCCUUCUCUCCAGCAGGCCAAGCAAUACGCCCUGUGUCUCCUGCAGCGUGUUCUCAGUGUUGGCUCCCAGCGGGUAUUGGCAGAGCAGCGAGGCAAAGCUCUGCUACUGGCCGGAGGAGGAGACGCCUCUGCCGGGUGCCUAGCUCUCCUUCACUAUGAGCUGAAGUGGUUUCUGGUGGUUCCCGACCUGCAGCCAAGCUAUGUCUUCGGGAACAGCGUUGUCAAACCGCAGACCCCCCGCACUGUGCCGGAGGAUGCCGAGCAACAGGAGCUCCCUGCAUGUUACCCAACAGAGACAUUAUGUCUGAGCAGAACUCAGCUGAAGCAUGUUGCAGAAAGUAUUUUGAGAAACAGCACUCUAAAGUAUUUGUAUCUUGAAGGCAACCAGAUAUCCAGUCUCCCAGAUUCAAUGUUCAUCAGCUUGCCAAACCUUCUGUGGCUGGACCUCAGGAAUAACCAAAUCACAUCCCUCCCUGCCGAAAUUGGCUUGCACAGGUCUCUGAAAACGGUGCUUCUGGAAGGAAACCCCAUCCCAGAACUUCCUCCAGAGUUGGGGAAUGUGAUCACCCUCAAAGGCCUGAACCUGAGGUACUGCCCCAUCCGUUUCCCUCCGCAACACAUCGUGAACCAGGGGCUCCGCAGCAUCCUCCAAUACCUCAGGAGCACCAUGGCUAAGCGGCCGGUCAGCGCGAGGAAGAGCCCCCCAGAGCUGCCGGUGGUGGAGAAGCUCCAACUGUCAGAGCUGAUGGGGUCCAGCGUGGAGGAGCAGGAAGAGUCGGUGGAUGAGGACGAGCUGCAGAGGUUCAGGGAACUCAGACACCAGAUGAUCCUGCUGGACAAGGCUGAUCUGGGAUCGGUACCGCGGGGUGAUGGAGACCCGAAGUCACGCCUUCUUCCCGCCAUCAAAAGAAAAACUACCAAGGCCGGCAUGAUUCCCCAGCUCCCCCUGUUUGACACUCGGCACUGGAAGAAGCCAGAAGAAAGGAGACAGGCUGCAAUGAAGGAGCUGACAGAGAAACAGGCAAUUCUCGAGCAGAGGCGAAAGAGCCAAGAGGCCCUUCGGAAGUGGCGUACCCAGGCCAAGAUCAUCCAGGAGAAGAAAACUCCCGAGCAGAAGAAGCACGCACAACAAAGAAGCCAGGAGGAUGCAGAAACCGAUUCAAACCCCGGUGUGGGUCAGGCGUCCGCCUUGUCCAUCCCAGAGUGUGAGGAGACCAGAUCAGCCCGUGAGUUGGAGCGGCAGAUCCGUGCCCGCGUCGACACGAUGCAGGAGAGACGCAGGAAUCCCAGGGGCACUGCCACCGAGCAGAUGGCAGCUGCAGAGAGAGACGUGGAGGAGAUGAGGAAGCUGCAGGCUCGGCUCCUGGAGAGGAAGAGGAAUCGGGGAGGAGAUCUCGAAAAAUGUUUCACUGUCUUCACCGGAGACACCUGGCCGAGUUUCAUUGACCAGUAG